ACUAAAUGACGAAAGUGCGUUUCCUGCUUGACGCUCGUCUCGAAGCUGUCAGCUGACUGGCUCACCAGGAAGCAAAAUUUACACGGUUGAGAUCAUGAAGAAAAUCAAGGGCAAAGCAAGUAACACGACUGAGAAGGAGUUUGUGUUUGAAUUCAAGGCAGGGAAACACAACUGCGUUCUCAAGGUACCUUUGCUGUUUCCUGUUCAGGAGAACAUCAGCGACCUUCAUGGACGUCUGAUGCUGCUCCAUAAAAUACCAUGCUAUGUAGAAAACGAACUGAAAGUGUCACUGUCCAACUUCAUUGAGAAAGAGACCAUUUUGGACUACGACAGAGAGGCAGAACUGGCCCUGCAAAGACUCACAAUGGGACAUGUAGAUGUGAAUCAGCUUGCCAAUGCGUGGACCAGUGCCUAUGUAGAGACCACGCUAGAGCAUGCUCGACCCGAGGAGCCCAGCUGGGAUGAGGACUUUGCGGAUGUUUACCACGAGUUGAUCCAUUCGCCUGCCUCGGAUACGCUUCUCAACCUGGAGCACAAUUACUUUGUCCGUAUCUCCGAGCUUAUCAGCGAGAGAGAUAUGGAGCUCAAGAAGAUACAAGAGAGACAAGCUGCAGAAAUGGAUAAAGUGAUGCAUGAGUUGGGGAAUACACUAAGUGACCAUGAUGUGAAUGCAGUAGCGUCCCAACACUUUGAUGCACAGCAGGUCCUGGAGAACAAGUGGGUCACUGAACUGGAGCAAGUGACAUGUAUUCAAAAGCAAGAAUAUCAAGAGUGGGUCAUUAAACUACACCAGGACCUGCAGAAAUCCAACAACAGCAGCCAAAUUAAUGAGGAGAUUAAGGUACAGUCUAGCCAGCUGUCAGAACCUUCAGAUUCUGGAGACCGGAUGUUUGAGGAGCAGCCUCAAAUGGAAGAAAGCUUCACUAUUCAUCUCGGAGCACAACUGAAGACGAUGCAUAACCUGCGACUGGUUCGGGCAGAUGUGUUGGACUUUUGUAAGCACCGACGUCAUGGCAGCAGCGGAGCAAAGCUGCGACGCCUCCAAACGGCACUUUCGCUCUAUUCGUCUUCACUCUGUGGUCUGGUACUGUUGGUCGACAACAGGGUCAACUCCUACAGUGGCAUCAAGAGAGAUUUUGCAACGGUGGCCAAGGAGUGCACGGACUUCCACUUUCUCAGCCUGGAGGAGCAGCUGGAAGAGGUGCAGCAGGUGGUGCUCUAUGCCAGAGCCCAGCGGAGUAGCAAGCAAAAAGAUCAACCCGAGCUCCCCAGGAAUGGAAGUGAUGAUAAAAGUAAAAACGUUGAAAGAAAUCCAUCGAAUAUCUUGCCAGGUGAAUUCUAUGUCUCGCGGCACUCCAACCUGUCCGACGUUCAUGUCGUCUUCCACCUGUGUGUGGACGACAACGUGCGCUCAGGGAACAUCACGGCCAGGGACCCGGCCAUCAUGGGCCUGAGGAACAUUCUGAAGGUCUGCUGCACACAUGAUGUAACCACCAUCACCGUCCCGCUACUGCUGGUGCAUGACAUGUCGGAGGAAAUGACCAUUCCAUGGUGUUUGAAGAGAGCAGAGCUGGUCUUCAAGUGUGUGAAAGGUUUCAUGAUGGAGAUGGCCUCAUGGGAUGGAGGUGUAUCACGCACGGUACAGUUCCUGGUGCCAAGGAGUAUUUCAGAGGAAAUGUUCUUCCAGUUAAGCAACAUGCUGCCUCAGAUCUUCCGUGUCUCCUCCACUUUAACGCUCACGUCAAAGCCCUGAUGGGAACAGAUGCACGACACCCUCAGCACCAGGGAUCAUCUCCUUAGCCUUUUUGAAGUUACUGUUUAUUUUCUUUUUUUAUUUUUUUUAUUCUUAAAUUCUGUGGGGAAGGGGGUGUGUGAACUUGAGAAAGCCCUUUUCUCUCCACAUGGCGACCUUAAAGCGCUUACAGAGAGGCGAGGAUCCUUUAGCAGUUUAUUAAGCCCUGUUUAUUUGUAUUCUCUUUAAAGCUGCAUAUCUUAGUGAAAGACGACUGGGUCCCGCAGCUCGCAAAGCAGCUGCUGCAAUUAUCAUUUCAACCCUCCAGGGUGCAGUGCCGCUGACAGACUUUUAUGACAUCAGCAACAAACCGGGUGCUCAUGUCAUGUCUUCAGAGCUGCUAUCUGGAGCUUACACCUUUUGUUGGAGCCGCUGCAGAAUGCUGCAUCGAAUGACAUGUGAAGUAUUAUUGUUUCACCUUGCUGGUAGGCACUGUAAAUAGCGUUGCAUGAGCCAUUAAAAAAAAAAAAAAAAAAAUCUAAUCAACUCAAACACUGAUAUUUGCUAUGAGUAGAGGAAGGCUUGCUGAAGGCAGCUGUUAUGCAUGUAUGUACUUGUAAAUAGGUUAAAACCGCUACUCAAUGAUACUAAACAAACAACUGAUGGUGUCCUGGCUGCUACAAUAUGACUAAAGCGACAAUAAGUUGUCGCCUAGAGAAGAAGAAAGGAAUGUACGCCGCCAAACUGAAGUUUAGUCUUCAGAUGAAGAGACUCGCAGGAUUUAACCUCCUUCUGCAUCAUCACAUUGUUACUACACAAUUUCUUGUUUUAAUGUUGUUUGAUGAACAGCAGUGACAUUUCUUUUUAAACUUGUUGACACUGUCCAAUAUAUUUGCAAGGCUGCCAGGUCUCAUAAGAGCCGACAAUAGUUUUUUUGGUUUCAUUGUGCAGCAGUCAACCUCUGUUAUGCACUUAUUUGCCAUUUAAGUGUACUGCACUGGUAAAGGUUUUCUGAUGGCCGUGG
Messenger RNA from Hippocampus comes (tiger tail seahorse), 2756 nucleotides. It is a transcript of the gene ferry3, whose product is annotated as FERRY endosomal RAB5 effector complex subunit 3. NCBI's taxonomy places the organism in Eukaryota, Metazoa, Chordata, Actinopteri, Syngnathiformes, Syngnathidae. The transcript has 14 exons. The coding region runs from base 95 to 1753 and encodes 552 amino acids. Gene Ontology annotation, biological process: regulation of mast cell degranulation. The record is from RefSeq and is a predicted model, not a curated record. Gene Ontology annotation, cellular component: cytoplasm.